This is a messenger RNA of Ochotona princeps (American pika), 615 nucleotides long. RefSeq names its product transmembrane protein 126A-like. Bases 3 to 581 code for a protein of 192 amino acids. Gene Ontology annotation, biological process: mitochondrial respiratory chain complex I assembly. Lineage: Eukaryota; Metazoa; Chordata; Mammalia; Lagomorpha; Ochotonidae. The transcript has a single exon. Gene Ontology annotation, cellular component: mitochondrion. The record is from RefSeq and is a predicted model, not a curated record.
AAAUGGAAAAUCAUGAACCAGGUACUGUCAAAAAAAACUUAACAACUUUGGCUAUCAUAACCAGAAAAAUCAGCCAGCUUCCAGAACCAGAAAGGAAUCUGCUUGAACAUGGAUCAACAUAUGUUGGAAUUAAUGCUGCUCUCUCUGGCCUAAUAGCAAACAGUCUUUUUCGGCGUGUCUUGAAUGUGACUCAUGCCCGAAUAGCUACUGGCUUACCAAUGGCAGUGAUUCCAUUUUUGACAGCACGUUUUGUAAGUUUCCCUUUAAGUACAGGUGUUUUGAGUUGUGAAACCUGUACCUUAAUAUGGGGUGGACUGGUUGGUCUUGUUCUUGGUGGCCUGUACCCUAUUUUUUUAGCUAUACCUGUGAACGGUGGCUUAGCAGCCAGGUAUCAAUCAGCUCUGCUGCCAGAGAAAGGAAACAUCUUAACUUAUUGGAUUAGAAUUUCAAAGCCUGUCUUUAGGAAGAUGGUAUUUCCUAUUAUGCUCCAGACUAUGUUUGCAGCAUACCUGGGGUCCAGACAAUAUCAGCUACUUAUAAAGGCCCUUCAGCUACCUGAAACUGGCCUAAAAUUUCACUGAUUUUAAGAAAAUAUAUGAAUGAAAAUGAAAUGUU